Messenger RNA from Xenopus laevis (African clawed frog), 3338 nucleotides. It is a transcript of the gene rundc3b.L, whose product is annotated as RUN domain containing 3B L homeolog. The coding region runs from base 736 to 2076 and encodes 446 amino acids. The transcript has 11 exons. The record is from RefSeq and is a predicted model, not a curated record. NCBI's taxonomy places the organism in Eukaryota, Metazoa, Chordata, Amphibia, Anura, Pipidae.
AUAUACAGUUUGCUUUUGUGCCUCUGCAUUGUUGCCAUUAAUUGAGCUGCUGGCUGCACCUUUAUAAUGACACGGUUGCUGCACAAUGGGAUUUUUAUAGCAAGCUCCUCCACAUAUAAGCCAUUCUUUGUUCCCAUCCAUGAUCUCCUAAAUAACCCAUGCAGCUCCCAUUCAGCUGCUACGAGCCUUGUGGUUCCAUUGUUGUUGGUGCUGGGCAGGAGACAGUCUGAGAUAAACUUCCGGUGUGGUCACAUGAGAGCUGCUGCUGCUGCUCAGAGAGGAAAAUCCAACUGCUGCAUGAUCACAAGCCAGUGCUGCUCCAGCCACUCAUGAGAGCAAAUCACCUGCUGCUGCUGCUGGGGGGAGGCAUCUCAAGCUACCGGCACCUCUUGUCCCAGCCUCGUACUGGCAUACAGAGCUGGCAGUUGGAGUGCAGACUGUUUGCAGAACUGCAGGCAAUCUUGUGCCAAGCACAGUGCUGCCGGCACCUGCCAUUCCCUGAUCUCCUGCAUCGAGCUGGGCUUUGUGCUCCCUAUCAGCCUGCUUGUCUCAUGUGCUGGGCUGCCUGGGACCUGGUGAGAUCAGCCUAGUCAGCCAGUAUCAGUGAGAGUGACUGGGGGAGGUGCAGCACUAGCUCAUCAUUACUGGGCUACUGGUGAAUGGCAGGGCCACUGCUAUAGGCAGGGCAAUACCUCCACAUAUACAAAGAAGGGAGCAGGGAAGUCCAGACUGGAGAUGGCAUCCCUGAGCCUGGGAUUAAGUCUGUCCAGGAAGAAAAAUGCCUUGAGGAAUGCAGCCGUGGAGAGGAAGAAUUUGCUCACAGUCUGCAGGCUCUCCGUGAAGACUUUAAUUGACCGCUCCUGCUUUGAGACAAUUGAUGACUCUGCACCGGAAUUUGUCAAUUUUGCCUCUAUACUGGAACAGAUCCUAAGCCAUCGCCUUAAAGGUCAGAUUACCUGGUUUGGCUAUGAAAGCCCUCGAAGCUUUUGGGAUUACAUACGGGUUGCCUGCUCCAAAGUGUCUCACAGUUGUAUCUGUAGCAUUGAGAAUAUGGAAAAUGUCAGUUCAUCCAGAGCUAAGGGGAGAGCCUGGAUUAGAGUUGCACUGAUGGAAAAACGCCUUUCUGAAUAUAUUACAGCAGCACUGAGGGACUACAAAACCACAAGGAGGUUUUACGAUGAUGGAGCUAUUGUCUUGGGCGAGGAAGCGAAUAUGCUCGCCGGCAUGCUGCUUGGACUCAAUGCAAUUGACUUCAGUUUCUGCCUUAAAGGGGAAGGAUUGGACGGGAACUACCCAGCUGUAAUUGACUAUACGCCCUACCUGAAAUUUACACAAAGCUCUGAUAGCAUCAGCAGUGAUGAAGAGGAGCUGCGGACUCUGGGAAGCAGUGGCAGUGAGAGCAGCACUCCUGAGAACAUUGGGCCUCCUUUUAUCAUGGACGAAAAUAGCUGGUACAACAAAUGCAAGAGAGUGGAGCAGAAGUAUCGGUUAGCACUGGAACAAAAGGGUUACCUGGAGGAGCUUGUACGACUGAGAGAAGCUCAGCUUUCAGAAUCAGUGUCCCAGAACAAGCUUCUGCUUCAGAGAAUUGAAGGCAUAGGGUUAAACCACAAACUGGAGAAGGAACAGCUUGAAUAUAUCAUUGUAGAGCUGCAGGAUCAGCUGACUGUUCUAAAGAAUAAUGACUUAAGAGCAAGACAAGAGUUAACCAAUCAUCUCACCAAUCAGUGGCCUUCCCCAGGAGCUGUGGAAUUUAAUGCUGUUGCCCUGGACACAUUACGCUACCAAAAGCACAGUGAGCGUUGGGACGAAAAACGUUUCCAUAGUUUGGGCCCCCUAUCCGCUGACGCCAGUCUGUCUCAGAUAUCAUUUGACCCUGGACAGUCUCAGGAUGGAAAUGGAAAACAAGGUGGUUCCCACUUAAGUGAAGGCAAGGAAGACACGCCAUCUUUACUAGGCCUUUGUGGCUCACUCACAUCUGUGGCAAGUUACAAGUCCCUCACAAGCCUGAAGUCCAGUGAAUAUCUGGCAAGCCCUACGACAGAUAUGACCAGUCCAGGUUUAACUCCUUCCUGAACAUAAAGCCAUAAAGGACCAGCUUUGUGCGUGCAUUCUACAUUCCAUAUCUGAAUUUGUUGCGAAACGGUGUUCAGCGAUGAUUUGAACUGAAAAUGAAAAAAAAAUUUGCGAAAUGAAUAUUGGCUAAUUCCCAAAAUUAAUUGUUAGAAAGCUACUUCUGUAUUUCUUGGAGGCCCAUUUAUCAAAGGUUAAAUUCCGAAUUCAUGUGAAUUUAUCUUUUUAAAUUAGAAUAUACUCACAAUUCGACUGGGAGGUUAUUUAAGAAAAAAUUCUAAUGUCUAAUAUUCGAUCGAAUGGUUCUGACCCGAAAAUUCGUAUUCAAUUCGUAAGAAUUUACAUUCGAAUAGGGGGAUUAAAAUUAGAAUUUUGACACUAGAAAAUUCUAAUCCAAAUUAGAAUUUACUGUUCGACCCUUGAUAAAUCUGCCCCGUAAUCUAUUAAUAUCUUUAGUAUUCUAUUAAUAUCGCUGGUAUUUUAAUUAAAGGGAAUCUGUCGUCAUUUUAAACUUAAACUUUUUUUUUGCAUUUUUAUAAAAAACACACUUCCAUAAACACUGUCUGGGAAAUAAAUGUUAAUCCACAAAUUUUUUAACAAAAAAUGUUUUUUAACAAAUUAACAUCCCCCUGAUCUUUUUUUUUUUAAUUUAAUUCACCUUAGAAUGAGUUUUAAUAAGAUGUAAAAAAAAAAAAAACAGCAAUCUAGGUGGAUUACAUUUUUGAUAUGUACUUUAUUACCAUUCACUUUUUUUUUCCAAAGGAAAAGUUGUGUAUUAUUUAAAGUACAGGUACGGGACCUGUUACCUGGAAACCUGUUGUCCAGGAAGCUCUAAAUUAUGUCUAAAUUCCAUAGACACCAUUUCAUCCAAAUAAUCCACAUUUUUAAAAAUAAUUUCCUUUUUCACUGUAAAAAUAAAACCGUAUAUUGUGCUUGAUCCGGCUUAAUUUAAUGUUUAAAUUAUUUUCUAGUACUUAAGGUAUACAAAUCCAAAUUAUGGAAAGAUCCGUUAUGUGGAAAACCCUUGGUCCUGAGCAUUCUGCAUAACAGGUUCCAUAGCUGUACUUACUUGCUUAUCCCUACUGAGUAUCUUCCCUAUUUGUAAUGUGUUUAAGGUGAACUAAACCCACCAUUAAUUAAAAAUUCCUAUCCCCUUCUAUCCAUUGGCCCCCCUCAAUGCUUUCUCCCUCCUUAGUAACUCAGUGGAAAAAGUAUCCCUGUCAUGUACCUUGGCAUAAUUAUGCAGAAUAGCGCAGUGGAGCUCU